UUUUUCUUUUCUGGACAAGAAGUUGUUCAUUGCAUCUCAUCUGAGGCACGCAGAUGUAAUAUGUAAUAGCUGCUCAUUUCAGAUUCAGGUACAUGUGCAGGAUAACAUGGCUGCCAACACAUUUGUAUCAAAACUGGUGACUCGUUUGUAUGUAAAUGUAUAACAGGAUAUGUUUUGAAUCCCGGCGGGAAAACAUGCAUACUUAAGAUUUGUCAUUCCACUCUGCAUAAAAAUAUAAACAAUUGAAAAUCAUCACAGCAGGACUGCUUCAUGUGAAGCUUUUUACAGCAACACAAAAUGCUCUCCAAAAGAAAAAGGAUUUCUGAUAUCAGAAGUCUCUGCUUCCUUUUCUUUUCAGGCUCAGACGCAUGUUCUCAGGGACAUGACUGCCAGCAUAUAUGUGUCAACAGUGGAAGCUCAUAUGUCUGCAAGUGUCGGCUGGGAUAUUCGCUCAACAUGGACAGGAAGACAUGCUCACGUUUGGAUGCAUGUAUUCAGGGACACGACUGCCAGCAUAUCUGUAUCAACAACGGUGUUUCUUACAACUGCAAGUGUCGAAUAGGAUACAUGCUAAAUUCAGACCAGAAAACAUGUUCACAGGAAAUGAGGAGUGAAAUUUCAGAAGAUGCCUGCAUGUGCGAAGCUCAAAUUGUGUUCCAGAAAAAAGUGCAGUCAGCCAUUCAAGAGCUCACCUGGAAAAUUUCUGAACUUUCAGACAAAGUAAACGACAUUGAAGGCACAUUCCAACAUUGAGAACAAAGAGGAACUAGAGGAAAAAUGUCAGCACUUUUAUUCCAAUUAGUGUUAUCAUGUUCUGUAAAAGUUUUAAUUUCCUAAUGUCUGAAAAUCUGCAUUGUGUUUUUAAUGUUACAACAAAUUGCUCUGGUGCUGUGUUUCUGAUAAACUUACAUUGAUGGCAACUGUGGUGUAAUUGCCCACAUUUAACAAAAGAGAACUCAACAGGACUGUGUUUAUGUCUUCUUAUAUAAACCAGUUAAAAGUUAUAUAAUUUGCUUUGAUUCCUAAAAGCAGGCCAAGUUUUUUGGUUUGUUUUAGCAAACAAAAAAAAUAGUUGAAAUAGUUCAGGGAGUUCAAAUGUGACUCAGACUUGGCCCAGUUUUCUUGGCAACAAUGCUUUUAAUUAGCUAAAGGUUUUGAGAAUGUAUUUUCUAUAAACAGUUAUUUUAUUUUAUUUUCUGUCUUUGUGUGUCUACAUUUGAAUGAUGUAUUUUGGUGCUUUUUGAAAUAGAAAACAGUUAUUAUUUGCAUGUUUUCUAAUGGGAACGGCUGCAUAAAAUAAACUUUUAUGAAUCAACGUUUUCCACACAACUGUCUUCACUCUUAUAAAGGCAUAGUCUUUAUAUUACUGUUGAUACUUAUUGCUACUUUUCUAUAUGAUCAAAAGUGAUGACUUCAUUCACAAAAUUAGGAUAUUUUCAUGAAUACAUGUUUUAUGUAACAAGUGUAUUGUUAUUUGAGAGGCACAUUGCUUCGAAUAAGCAAUGUAGUGCUUAUUCAAACUAUAAAUUACAUUGUAUUUUACUAGGAUUUUAUUUGUUAGACCAACACAUAACAGUGAAAUGAAAACAAAGAUACUAAUACAUGGAUUUUCUUGUCUUACAGCUAACAAGCUGAAAAGUGUAAAAUGCACUGUGACCCUUUCUUCUGACAAUCUAAAAUAAAAUCAGGUGCAAU
Molecule: messenger RNA, 1695 nt
Organism: Xiphophorus couchianus (Monterrey platyfish)
Lineage: Eukaryota; Metazoa; Chordata; Actinopteri; Cyprinodontiformes; Poeciliidae
Product: matrilin-3-like
Exons: 4
Coding region: 298-753 (151 amino acids)
Molecular function (GO): calcium ion binding
Source: RefSeq, a predicted model, not a curated record